CAUGUCGAAGUGUGACGGAAUAAUGAAUUUCAUGGCUAUCCAACGGCGAAGGCAACCGUAGAGGGAUCACUUGCAGAGUCAGCCGGUCAUGUCGUGACUUGGUAGUGACGAAAGAUAAUGAGGAGCAGUGUCAAUUUUUCAAGCAACACGAUUGGUUAUCGAGGUGUCGGCUGACUGCUCGAAGAAAAUACCGCGAGCGGUGUACGAAGGUCUUUUACCCGCGUGGAUAAGUUGACUUAGCAAUCAAGUAGCAGAAAGCGACCACUUGUUGCUACUGGAGACUCCUGAAAAUCUGAGAAGGCUUUUAUCCCUUGGCUAUAUUGUUUCACGACAUAGGGAUCAUGGCAGAACCGAAAGCAGACAUCGCCCUCAUUGGACUGGCUGUCAUGGGGCAGAACUUGAUUCUUAAUAUGAACGAUCAUGGCUUUGUCGUUUGUGCUUAUAAUCGUACGACGGAGAAGGUAAAACAGUUUUUGGAAAACGAAGCAAAGGGCACGAAAGUUAUUGGUGCCUUCAGCUUGGAGGAGAUGGUCAGGAAAUUGAAAUCGCCACGCCGAGUCAUGCUGCUGGUGAAAGCCGGUCCAGCUGUAGAUGCAUUUAUUGAAAAGUUAGUUCCUCUUCUUUCCUCGGGGGAUAUUAUCAUCGACGGUGGAAAUUCCGAGUACCAAGACACGCAAAGACGCACAGAGGAGUUAGAAAAGAAAGGAAUUUUAUUUGUUGGGAGUGGAGUAAGCGGAGGAGAGGAUGGUGCGAGGUACGGCCCUUCCCUUAUGCCUGGUGGGAAUCCUAAAGCAUGGCCACAUAUCAAACCUAUUUUUCAGGCAAUCUGUGCGAAAGUUAACGGAGAACCUUGCUGUGACUGGGUUGGCGAAACAGGAGCUGGACAUUUUGUCAAAAUGGUUCACAAUGGAAUCGAGUACGGUGACAUGCAAUUGAUUUGCGAGGCUUACGAUCUCAUGAGAAAUGGUCUUUCGCUUUCUCCACAAGAAAUGAGUGAUGUUUUCACUGAAUGGAAUAAAGGCGAAUUGGAUUCUUUCUUGAUUGAAAUAACCAGAGAUAUUCUAAAAUACAAGGAUGAAAAAGGAUAUCUACUAGAACGGAUAAGAGAUACAGCUGGCCAAAAGGGAACUGGGAAAUGGACAGCCAUAGCUGCCCUGGAUUACGGAGUUCCCGUAACUCUAAUUGGUGAAUCUGUAUUUGCAAGAUGUCUGUCCGCAUUGCAAUCUGAAAGAAUAGAAGCAAGUACGGUUCUCGAAGGUCCCAAGGGUAAAUUUCAAGGUGAUAAGAAAGAGUUUCUGGAGCAUACGAGGAAAGCAUUAUAUGCCUCAAAAAUUAUUUCCUAUGCACAAGGUUUUAUGUUGUUGCGCGAAGCUGCUAAAGUUCACAAUUGGAAUUUGAAUUAUGGUGGCAUUGCAUUAAUGUGGAGAGGUGGCUGCAUUAUUAGAAGUGCGUUUUUGGGAAAUAUCAAGCAAGCAUUUGAUAAGAACCCAAAACUGUCUAAUUUGUUGCUGGACGACUUUUUUGCAAAUGCUAUGAAGAAAUGCCAUACAAGUGCUAGGGUAGUCGUCUCAAAUGCCGUUACCCUUGGCAUACCAACUCCUGCAUUGUCAACGGCGUUAGCUUUUUAUGAUGGAUUCCGUACAGCAAGACUCCCUGCAAACUUGUUGCAAGCACAACGUGAUUACUUCGGAGCCCAUACUUAUGAGCUUCUUGGACAGGAAGGAAAAUUUGUACAUACAAACUGGACAGGACAUGGAGGAAACGUUUCUGCAUCAACGUAUGAUGCAUAAAAUGUAUGCGUACAAUGGAAGAGUUGCAUCGACUGCAUACAGACAUGACAAUUUGACACCUAAUGUACAUAUAUACAAACUGAAACUUUUAUUAUAAUUGUUUAUGCUUUUUAUAGUAGAAUCGCAGACCUCAUUUUACAUAGUCAUGAACAUGGUGAUUCGAAGUGAUCUCAUGGGAUAUUUUGAUGAAAUAGUACGAACGUAAUUCUGCGGGACAUGAAACUAUGGUUUGUAGCAUUUUGUAAAUGAUUACAAAGAAAGCCCAUUGUGCUUUCAAUUUAUGGUUAUGAAUAAAUUAUUGAGCAUUA
Orussus abietinus is the source of this 2098-nucleotide messenger RNA. It is a transcript of the gene Pgd, whose product is annotated as 6-phosphogluconate dehydrogenase, decarboxylating. Gene Ontology annotation, biological process: pentose-phosphate shunt, oxidative branch; pentose-phosphate shunt. NCBI's taxonomy places the organism in Eukaryota, Metazoa, Arthropoda, Insecta, Hymenoptera, Orussidae. Gene Ontology annotation, molecular function: NADP binding; phosphogluconate dehydrogenase (decarboxylating) activity. Gene Ontology annotation, cellular component: cytosol. The coding region runs from base 342 to 1790 and encodes 482 amino acids. The transcript has 5 exons. The record is from RefSeq and is a predicted model, not a curated record.